Messenger RNA from Betta splendens (Siamese fighting fish), 1651 nucleotides. RefSeq names its product ankyrin repeat domain 2 (stretch responsive muscle) (gene ankrd2). Lineage: Eukaryota; Metazoa; Chordata; Actinopteri; Anabantiformes; Osphronemidae. Gene Ontology annotation, molecular function: RNA polymerase II-specific DNA-binding transcription factor binding. The record is from RefSeq and is a predicted model, not a curated record. Gene Ontology annotation, cellular component: nucleus. Gene Ontology annotation, biological process: regulation of transcription by RNA polymerase II. The coding region runs from base 327 to 1106 and encodes 259 amino acids. The transcript is spliced from 8 exons.
UGCAGGCCGCACCAAUAGCAGAGCGAGCGCGGGACCCCGUGGAAUGAAUGUAACCCCAGCCCGCGGCCUGAGCCCGGCAUGCUGGGGCCGGAGCGCCUGUGUGAUUCCACGGAUGACACAGAGAGCGAGAGCGCGGGGCCCCACACGCACGCACACACCUGUUUUACUGGGCUUACACGACGAGCCGCGUCAACGUGGCAUUUCAUCUGGACGCCGCUGGUUAAAGUAACACACAGUCGGCUGAGGUGCCCACGGUUUCAUUUCCCCACAUCUCCUUUUACGCUUUAAAGAAAACAGACACACACAGCUGGGCAGUCUCUAUUGUGAUGGACCGCAAGACUGGAGUGGAGAACAAGAGCCAGGCGAAGGUCAGAGUCAGUCGGAACACUUCAGACACGCACCGUGACAUUUCCCACUUCACUGAAGGGGAGGAGGCCUUGGAAACACGCUCACCUGUGUGUGCAGAGGUCCCUGUGACAGGACCACUGCGCACUGCAGAAUUCAUGAGCGCGGCCAGUCGAGGCCAACUGGAUGUAAUAGACAAGUAUCUGGCUGACGGCGGAGACCCCAACGUGCAUGAUGAGCUGAAGAGGACGGCGCUGCAUCGAGCGUCUCUGGAAGGACACACCGCCGUCGUCCAGAGGCUGCUAGACGAAGGGGCCGAUAUCAACUCUAAAGAUGGCCUGGGCUCCAGGGCCAUACACUGGGCCUGCAGGGGGGGGAGUCUGGGAGUCGUCAAAGCCCUGAAGAGCCGCGGCGCUGACCUCAACAUCAGCGAUAAGUUGAACAGCACUCCGUUGCACGUAGCCACAAGAACAGGUCACGCUGCUGUGGUGGAGUACCUGCUGUCCUCCGGUGCCAAGAUCGACUCCAGGGACCGGGAAGGUGACACCGCCCUGCACGACGCCGUGCAUCUCAACAGAUACAAGAUAGUGAAGCUGCUCCUAAUUGCAGGCGCUGACACCCAAAUAAGAAACCAUGAGGGAGUGACGGCUGUGCAGCAGGUAAAACAAUGGCAGUCUGACAUCAUGGAAACCCUGCAGAGGCUGGAGAUGCUGAAGGAGGUGGAACUGCUGCAGCCUCAAAACGGCACGAGAGAGAAGUAAAGCCCAGCUUAUGCACGAGCCUCACGUGCCUUUUCUUUGUCUCAGGUCCAGAUACAUUCUCACUUUCACUGCAAAUCUGUCUUCACCAUGUUUGAUUAUGUGUAUCAUCGUUCUCUAUGUGUAAAAACACAAAAUAAAGCUACGUUUAUACGUCUGCUUUUAAACUAGGUCCAGACUCAGGCUCCUGUGAUUUGUGAUGCCUUUGGAGGUUGAAUGAUAUUAACAGUUGGCAAUGUAGAUAGGUUGACGCUGAAUGUAAAUGAAGGUGUUGUUGUUUUAUUGAGCGACACGGUAGCGGUUUAUUGUCAUCAGCUGACAAUAGCAGAGCUGGCUGGCAUACCCUCUGUAAAGUCUGGGAUUCAGGGGAGCUCAGUGGACAUAUUUUCCUUGUGCCAUCAGUGGCUUAAAUGUUCCUGAGGAAGUCUGAUCGCUCUCACUGGGCAAGAAAAAAGCAGACACGUGCAUGUACAUUACAGCCUUUGCGCUAAUAUGUGAUGAACCUUCAAUAUCUGAAAUGAAAAAAUAAAAAUGCUUCUAUAUCCAAA